Messenger RNA from Acanthamoeba castellanii str. Neff, 3003 nucleotides. Its product is annotated as protein kinase domain containing protein. The transcript is spliced from 12 exons. Gene Ontology annotation, biological process: protein phosphorylation. NCBI's taxonomy places the organism in Eukaryota, Discosea, Longamoebia, Acanthamoebidae. The record is from RefSeq and is a predicted model, not a curated record. Bases 1 to 3003 code for a protein of 1000 amino acids. Gene Ontology annotation, molecular function: protein kinase activity; ATP binding.
AUGAACAACUCUUCUGAGAUAACCCAAAAUGGAAGCUAUCUCGGAAGCUAUACUUCUCGAUUCGCCUCCCGUCUGCUCAAAUCUUCUGAGAUAGAAGAUGAAGAGAUAAAGCUCAUCACAAAGCUUGGCAGUGGAACCUUUGGCACGGUAUGGAAGGGCGAAUGCUUCAGUUCAACUGUUGCAAUCAAGGUCCCAAUUCCUGAGAAGGCGAGCGCACUUACUCGGGAGGAGAUCGAGUACUUGCGAAAUGAGAUCAACAUCAUGACAACCAACCUGCAUCCAAACCUCAUCCUUUGCCUUGGUGCUUGCACCGAAGCGAGCAAGUUCAAGAUCGUUUUGGAGAUCAUGGAUGGAGACCUGGAGCGUCUGCUGAUCAAAUCUGCCGUGGGAAAGAAGAUGACCUUAUGGCAGCGGAUGGCUCUCGCGAAGGACGCCGCCCGCGGCAUGCUCUGGCUUCAUUCCAUGAACCCAGCCAUCAUCCACAGGGACCUCAAACUGGAAAAUCUGAUGUACAAGAAAAUCGACAAGUCGUAUCACGUCAAGAUAUCCGACUUCGGCCUGAGCAUCCUCAAACCGCAGCGAAUCUCCCGAUUGCGAGGCGAACGGGUGGGCACGCUCACCACCAUGGCCCCCGAGAUUUUGAAAGGCUCCAACUACAACGAGAAAGCAGACGUCUACUCCUUUUCUAUGCUCCUGUGGCAGAUCUACACCUGCGAGCGAUUAUACUCUGACCUCGAGUACACCUCCUACCCCGCUGUGCUCAUCCGAUGCUCUUCCGCUUCGACCGUUAUUAUUAGCGAUCUGUCCAACGAAGCACUGGAAACGGGAAUCUGCAAGAACGAGAUCAGGCCCAAAAUACCCAGCGAUUGCUUGCCGUCCCUCAAGAAGCUCAUGGAGGACUGCUGGCACGACAACCCAGAAAGAGUGUGCAACCCGUUCCACUGCUUUCGACCGGAUUUUGAGGACAUCAACGCCCGCUUGGACGCCAUAUUGGUGGAGCUGGCGAUCACGGACCCGCAUGGGCAAUCUUUCUGGAGCGAACGCUUCCUCAAGGAGCACUUGGUGCCGUGGGACGAGUUCUCGAAACGAUUCUACCAGUACUUGGGCAGCAGCCUGCCCGAGAAGAGUCGUCGGCGCUACAGCGAAAUAUUUGCACGCACAAACUACCUCUGUCUCAAGACCAUCCUGACCAAUGCUGGAGAGGAUGAGGACGCGUGUGUUCACAUCGAAAAGUUUGGCGAGAUAUUGAACCUGUUCGGUCCGCUCAACAAGCGCAGGGCGUCCAGCCUACGGACUAAUAUCCUUGACAACAUCCGCAAAGUAGUCUGUGAAAGGUGGUUUCACGGGACGGUGGAAAGGGCUGAGGCGCAUCGACGACUCGAGGGACGGGAAGCUGGAACCUUUUUGGUGAGAGUGACGCCCAAGGAGCACGAGGCCUUCGUCCUGACCAUCCUCAAGAAGAAGGGAGGCACUCCUCACAACCUCGCAAUCCACAAGAAAGAAGACGGACGAUUCACUGUAGGCCACGACGAAAGCAAGACAUACUUGUCCCUGAAUGCCGUCCUGCGGGAAAUCGAGAAGCUGUCGCAGCUGCAGCUCAUUCCGUGUCCCGGCUGGCCGUUUUCAUCCUGCUUCGACGACGACGAAGGCUGGGAGGAAAAGGACAACAGCGCCGAGCUCUGCUCGACCUACUCUCGCGUCGCCGAUCUGAUGUCGAGCAUGCGAGUCGAGACGAAAACGGGGGACAAGGAGGAAGAGACGAACCGAGGGGAGAACAAACGAAAUAGGGGCGAAGACGAAACGUCGGCCACGACAACGCCGACGAAAGUGAAGCGGGACGAGGUCGCGGACCUUGUACCGACACCGCGCCGCCGGGUAGCGGACGACGAGGAGAGGCGGGCGAGGGCCGAUGUACGAGAACGGGAGAGAGAACGGGAGAGAGAGCGGGAGCGGGAACGAGAGCGGGAUCGAGAAGAGGAGCGAGACCUGGACGAGCGACUAGAGCUUCUGCGCGCCAAGCUGCGAGAGCGAGAGAAGGAGCGGGAGGACAGCAACUUGAACGGCCUGGCCAGCAGCACCUCCAACGAAAAUGGGCGAUAUGGACACACCAAGGAGUCGCACAUGGCCACCUCGAUCGAGGAGCUGGCACGGAGCCCCAUCGGAAGGCCGCGCGACAGGGAGCGAGCGCGGGAACGAGAACGAGAGCGGGAGGAGGACCGCGAGUCCAAGAAGACGGAGGACGACCGUAGCCGGCUGAUCCGUCGGGGGGCCGACGACGGCAUCACCGGCAAGAGCCCGACCUCCAACCUAUCGCGCGAACGCGAGCGCGAGAGGGAGCGCGAGGAGCAGCGGCUGCAGAAGGAGCGCGAGGACAGACUUAAGGCCAGGGAGCGGGAGCGCGCCAAGGCCGACGAGGAGAAUUCUCUGACGACGACGACGACGACAACGCGGCGCGAGAGGAUCGCCAUUGGCAGCCCUUCGCUCGCCAGCGGCGCCAGCGGCGAGGAGUCUCCCGAUCUGCGGAAGGAGGAGGAGCGCGCCGUCGUCACGCGGGUGGUGGUACGGGACGAGGAGCGGGAUAAGGAGCUGCGCGAGCUCGACGAGAAGAUCGAACAGCUGCGGGCCAAGAUCCGGGAGCGUGAGCGUGAGCGCGAGCGGGAAAUCGAAGACGGCCCGCGGCGGGAGAACAAGGCCAAGGAGGAGGACGGCGACCUGGGCCUCAGCAGCAACAACAGCGGCGGCGGGCUCGGCGGGCUCGGCGGCAGCCUCAUCCUGCCCUCCUCGUCGUCGCGGGACGGCGGCCUGGGCGGCAAUGGAAGCGGCAUCGGCGGGAGCGGGAUACAGGACGACGUGAGCGCGUCGCCCGAUCUGCAGGACCGACGAAAACAGCGCGAGGAGGAGCGGCGCAAGCAGAGGGAGAAGUGGCAGAAGGAGGAGGAGGAGAGGAAGAAGCGACGAGAGCAGAUCAAGCGUCAGCUCUCGGAACGGCCCGGCAGGGAGUGA